This is a messenger RNA of Leucoraja erinaceus (little skate), 2065 nucleotides long. RefSeq names its product opa interacting protein 5 (gene oip5). Gene Ontology annotation, biological process: CENP-A containing chromatin assembly; chromosome segregation. The transcript has 6 exons. The record is from RefSeq and is a predicted model, not a curated record. Lineage: Eukaryota; Metazoa; Chordata; Chondrichthyes; Rajiformes; Rajidae. The coding region runs from base 110 to 664 and encodes 184 amino acids. Gene Ontology annotation, cellular component: chromosome, centromeric region; nucleus; chromatin.
CGGAGGCAGGUCACGUGAGCGGGGCUGUUUAUGUUUGAAUGGCGCGGGAGGGCGGGAGCUGAGUAACGGCCGGUGUUACGGGCAGAGCCGGCGCCGAUAUCCUUUCCAGAUGGAUAAAAUGGUGACUGGAUGUCUGAAGGUGAACGAUUGUGUUAUAUUCCAAUGCAAGAAGUGCCACACUGUACUGGGAGAUUCUCUGCAAUGCUGUGGUUCCAACGCAACACUCAAUGUGCUGAUAUGUUUAAGGGUGACUGAGAAUGUGGAACUGGAUCCUACUAUUUUAAUAGAAUGUGAAGGGCCGCUGUCUGAAUGCCUUUACAAGUGCCUGUACUGCAAAUGCUGCAAGACCAAUGUGGGCAUCGUUCCUUUCUCUACAACAGACGUGUUGGCUUGCCUGCGUGGACUGUACUGUUUGGACAAGGAAAUGUUGCACUGCUACCAGUUGCAAAGCAAUUCUGUCGUGGAAGCCUCAUCCCUGAAUCUUGAACCACAGAGCUUAACCCAGCACAUAGGAGAGUUGAAAAGGCAGAUUGUGGUGGCUCACUAUCGCCUGAUAACAGCAAUGAAGGUGUUGGAGGAAAUUAUCGGAGACAAGGAUGGGCUUGGGACAAGCACCCUUGACCUGCAACAUGUGUCUAAACCAGAGAAGAUAUGCAAGGUGUAGGAAGGAAUUGAUUGCGGCUGCUGGUAUACAUCGAAGAUGGACACAAAAUGCUGGAGUAACUCAGCCAGACAGGCAGCUGCCUGGCCCCUUGAGUUACUCCAGCAUUUGAGUUUAUGAACUGCAGGUUUUCACGUUUGCUUCAAUUUAGACAAUCAGAACCACUGUUCAUCGGCUGAACUGUUAACGGUAUUCGAAAGGGCAUUUUGCCUUCUCUGAAUGAAUUCUGGCUGUGUUUGAUCAAAGAGGGUCUAGUGGAGGAAGCAGCACUAAUUUCUUUACUACAUGUGAACGCCUUUGCUGUUGGUUGUUGUGAGAUUUGGUUUGUGUAACUUUCUCUUUGAUUAUGGACUCUUACACAAGUGCUUUGCCAGAUCAAAUCUACUUCAGUGACACCUGAUAUUUAACAUUCAAAAGCACCUUCUUUCAGUGUUCACUUGGUUUGAUCAAGUCCACAUCAUUCGAUAUAGAUGAUUUCAGAUUAUAUUACAGAUGUACAGUACACCCCAGUCCUGACUCAGUCCUGCUUUCUGACAUUGAGCUGUAAUGUAUCUGCACAGUCGUUUCUUGAUCAGCAAUUAUGUUUGUGUAGUUAAAUUGUACAUUAGGUGCCUAAUUAUCUUAGUUCACCAUGCACUGCUACUAUGAACAAUAAUUUAAAUAUUUGUCCAAGCUCUCCACCCACGGUUGUGGUUAUAGGUCACGGGGCAAUGUGAUCGAUUAGCGUUUCAGAAUGGCCAUUGGCUGAGUCUUUCACGAACAGCUAACUAUCCAAACUGAUUCUAGCUUUAAGCGUCGGAGGAGGGGCUAUGCCUUACCACGUGUUGCUUUCUAACACUUAAAAUAGAGAGGUAAUGAUCAGCUUUAAUACUGAUCAAAAAACAAGGUGAGUGCUGUUUACAUGUAUUCCAACGUUAAUCGUUCAUGCCACAGUUGGAAGUGUUGGUGAAUGUUACUCGUGCAAUAAACACCAGAUGGUGCUAACUUUUAAUAUCUUCAAUAAUUGGUUACCAGUUGCCUGAAAUGGACACAAAACAGAAUUCCAUUAUCUUGGAUUAGUCCAAAUGUGGAGUUUUGUGCUUUGUCCAAAUUAGUGAACUGCUUUGUGGAAUUUUGUUCUGGUUUGAAUUACAUUGUGAACAGGUCAUACAAGGCGUGGUUUGGAACAAAUUCAAUGAUCUUAUAUAUUUUCUGUCUCAUUAUUGAUGUUUUUGACAUUUUGUAGAAUAACUGGAUGAGUCCAUCCAUUUGGUUCCAAGACAGGUUUGAAUUUAUAAUAAAUAAUUAAGUGUCUGUAAUACUACCAUCCUAUUUGUGCUUGUGACUGCAGACUAUGACACUUUCUAAUAUUGAGUUAAUUAAAUUAAGUGUAUAAUGAUCUAAAUAAACAUUUAUUCGACUUCA